Messenger RNA from Drosophila rhopaloa, 2981 nucleotides. It is a transcript of the gene Cad96Ca, whose product is annotated as tyrosine kinase receptor Cad96Ca. The record is from RefSeq and is a predicted model, not a curated record. Lineage: Eukaryota; Metazoa; Arthropoda; Insecta; Diptera; Drosophilidae. Bases 245 to 2536 code for a protein of 763 amino acids. Gene Ontology annotation, biological process: protein phosphorylation; homophilic cell-cell adhesion; multicellular organism development. The transcript is spliced from 11 exons. Gene Ontology annotation, cellular component: signaling receptor complex; membrane. Gene Ontology annotation, molecular function: ATP binding; transmembrane receptor protein tyrosine kinase activity; calcium ion binding.
GUCUGUGGGUCUGAACUGGGCGAUCUAUAGAUUCAGUUGUCAGUGCGCCGAGUGGUUAAACGCAACGGUCGAUCAAGUCCCGCUCUGGGAUCGCCCCAUACGCAAUCCGUGAAAGUUUGUGGAUACCAGUUUCAGUGGCUUUGUGAACAAUCUAUAUACAUAUGUGAAAUUCAGCGAAAAAAUCCACCCUAAAAUAAAAUCCUCGGACAUCUGGCAGGCUGCCGCUUAGGCGGUUGAUUGCGCAAUGGUUUAUCACCAUCACAACCACGAAAGUCGGAUAAUACACUGCAGAAAACAAUUAAUUGGAUGGCGGAGGAGAAGCCUGCUGUUGACCAUUAUUGUGGUCACAGCCACGCUGGCUUCCAUGAGUUCACAAGCGGUCGCGGCCCACGAUCAAAAUGCACCUCCGAUUCUGGUUGUUCACCAGCGCAACUGGCGUAUUUCGGAGGCUGAGAAAGUCGGCCAGAUAAUAGAUCGAGUGCAGGCGGAGGACCCCGAUGGCGAUGAUCUAAUUUUUGGAAUAGAGCCAAGAUUUAGUGGCAAUGGAGCAGGGCCACCCGAUAAAAUCCCCUUUACAAUUGAUCGGGAAACGGGAGUUGUGACUCUCAACGAAAGUUUGGCGGGAAGAGCCGGUGAGAAUUUUCUCAUCUAUAUAACUGUCACGGACGGAUCGUACACGGCGAAAACCGAGGUAUUCAUCAAUAUCUUGGGCGAGCGUGAGAACAGUUCCGGCUAUCGACCGCAGACAUCAAUUUCGAACGUGGUGCACAAUAUAUCGCAAUUCCUGCCCCGUUUCGACCAGCUGCCCGGUGUUCAGUCCAUCCGGAAUGGAUUGCCGAACAGCCGGCCGGGCGGUGGGCUGUAUCCACCGGUGCCCCAGAACAAUAUAUUCGGACCGCCUUCGUUUGGCAACUUUUACCCGCCACCUCCACCGAAUUUCCCCGCUCAAAAACCCGUGGAAAGUGGCGAGGAGGCAGACGAUGAGGUGACAGCCACAACAACCGCCAGGCCGAGCUCCACCACGCCGAAGAGUCGCACCAAACUAACGCCGAUAACUGCCAAUAAUUCGACGAGGGGCGAGCAAAGCCCCACGGAGACGACGACACCGGCGAGUGGCAACCAGAACAACACCAGCCCCCUCUACGUUUUCUCCCUGAAGUCCGGCACCAUUCCGAUUGUGGUCGCCGUUGGCGGGUUUUUUGCCGCCAUCGCUGUUCUUCUGGCGUGCCUCUGCCGCCGGCGGCUUUCCGCCAUCAGCAGGACCCUCAAGACGUCCAAGGAGAAGGAGGAGCUGGCUAAGAAGUCCAAUCCGGGCCAGCUGAGCAGCACGCUGACCGACGACAGCCGCAACUCGAUGGUCAUGCAGCAGUGGCAGGGACCCGUGGCCUUCGCCAAUCGCUAUGUUCCCUGGGAGCGGGAUCAGCAGCAGGGCAUUGCAACGUCCCAGUUAUCAACAGCCAUCGGAGAGUCCUCCGCAGGAGUGGCCAGUCCUGGGACAGGUGAGCCGGGAUCCAACUUGGGACCUGGCUGUGUGGCAGGUGGAGCAGGAAGUUCCGGCGCAGCGGAAAGUGGUUUUGCCGGAGAGGCCAACUGCGACCGAUGGGAGUUCCCCAGGUACCGAUUGAAGUUCUUCAAUAUUUUGGGCGAAGGAGCCUUCGGACAAGUUUGGCGCUGCGAGGCCACAAACAUAAAUGGCACUGAAGGCAUUACAACGGUGGCUGUGAAGACCCUUAAGGAAAGCGCCACCGAAGUGGAUCGAAAGGACCUGCUAUCCGAAUUGGAGGUAAUGAAAUCCCUGGAACCACACAUCAAUGUUGUUCACUUGUUGGGCUGCUGCACAGAUAAAGAUCCGACAUUUGUAAUUCUUGAGUACGUAAAUCGUGGAAAGUUGCAAACGUACUUACGCAGCUCACGUGCCGAAAGACACUAUGGAAACACGCACGGAAAAUCAAAUAUCCUUACUUCCUGCGAUUUGACUUCUUUUAUGUAUCAAGUGGCUAAGGGCAUGGACUACCUAACAUCGCGAGGGAUUAUUCACCGGGACUUGGCUGCUCGUAAUAUUCUUAUAACCGACGAUCACACAUGCAAAGUGGCGGACUUUGGCUUUGCACGAGACGUAAUCACAUCGAAAAUUUAUGAAAGGAAAAGCGAGGGCAAGCUGCCAAUACGAUGGAUGGCUACUGAGUCACUUUACGACAAUAUAUUCUCCGUAAAAUCAGAUAUCUGGAGCUUUGGCAUACUGAUGUGGGAAAUCGUGACGCUGGGAUCGACGCCUUAUCCAGGAAUAGCCGCAGCUGAUGUUAUGCGGAAGGUACGGGAUGGCUAUCGGUUAGAGAAACCAGAGCACUGUCGUCGCGAGCUCUACAAUAUUAUGUAUUAUUGCUGGUCGCACGAUCCCCAAGAGCGUCCUCUUUUCGCGGAAAUAAUUCAGAUGCUCGACAAGCUGUUACAUACUGAAAUGGAUUACAUUGAACUGGAGCGGUUUCCCGAUCACAAUUAUUACAAUAUCGUUAGUCUUAGUGAUGAGAAGUUGUGAGAUAGUCCCUUAUGCACUGAACCUGAACCCUAAGAGCUUUAUUACCUCCAAAAGACUGUGGGAUAUCUCCUUCCAGUCUAGGCUCAGUAGGAGAAUAUUCUGCGAGCUAUUCACGGGUUAAUUCCCCAAACAGAGAGAAAGGUACACUGCCAUUAUGAAUUAGGCUCAGAAAAAGAGUUAAACAAACUGCAUCCUGGAAAAAAGAUAAGAUGUUCGAGCCUCUUAUAUACUGAACUCAACUUCUCCGUUGGCAAGAAUUGUAAUUCCUCUUUAAUUGUAAGACAAUUGCGAUUGUGUGUAUGUUAGUGUUCACGUUUUAUUUAUUUGAUAUGUAUUAUGUAUUUUAAUUUAUCAACCGUGUAUAGAGUUAUGAAUAUAAAUUAUAUUAUUGUUAAUUUGAAAAUAAACUUAAAAUAUACACCUAAAUUCUGCUUGGAACUCUCAA